Messenger RNA from Corylus avellana, 1337 nucleotides. RefSeq names its product F-box protein At3g07870. Gene Ontology annotation, molecular function: protein binding. Lineage: Eukaryota; Viridiplantae; Streptophyta; Magnoliopsida; Fagales; Betulaceae. The record is from RefSeq and is a predicted model, not a curated record.
CCAUUUUGUGCUGUGCAGAGCAGAGCAGAGAGCUUGGAAGUUUGAAGAAUGGCAACCUAUCUGCCGGUGGAAGUGGUGGUGAAGAUACUGUCGAGGGUGCCUCCAAAAUCUCUGAUCAGACUCAAGUGUGUCUCCAAAAGAUGGCAUGCUCUCAUAGGAAACCCAGAUUUCCUCUCAAAAAACCUCCUCAACCACUCCAUUAUCGCCCAGAACUCCAAUGAAGAUGAUCCUCUCCGUCUUAUCCUUUUCUUCGCCCAAGACUCUGAUACCGGAAAUCUAAUACACUCUUUCCGCUAUUACGACUCCCUCCACUGCGCGUCUCAAACCCCUCUGAAUCUCCCAUCACCAGCACCACACUAUUACAUCGCCGCUUCCUGUAAUGGCUUGCUCUGUCUCUGGGACGACACCGUGCGAAGCGACGUCUAUCUCUGGAAUCCCGCCACCUCAUCAGAAGUUAAGGCUCUCCCGGCAGCGUCUUCUCACCGUCACACCGGACUUAGAGUGUUUCCGGGUCAAGUGGGGUUCGGUUUCGACUCGAGAUCCAACGACUUCAAGGUGGUCAGGCUUUUUCAGGUUGUAGAAGAAGAUGGUACUGAAAGGGCUGAAGCACAAAUAUACAGCUUAAGAUGUGGUUCUUGGAGACUGCUUGAUCUAUGCGUGCCCAAUUACGUCAAUUCGCGGACCGCAGCAUUGGAUGGGGUAUUUCUAUGGUAUGCUGAUGAUGAUGAUAUAAUUGUAGCUUUUAACUUCACCGAUGAGGAGUUCCGAACGAUGAUGUUCCCGGAUGCUCGCUUUUUUUGUGAUUACGGUGAAUAUACCCGGACUGUGACGGACUUGAAGGGAUAUGUUGCUACGAUGGUUUUUCCUCUUGAUGAAAGGAAGAAAUAUAUGCAUUUGGAUAUAUGGGUUAUGAUUGAAUUUGGUGUUAGAGAGUCGUGGACUAGGCUUCUCAGCAUUCAACUCCCAUUGCAUUUGGAAAGACCAUUGAGGUUUUGGAAGAACAGGGGGUUGUUCAUGGAGAAUAGUGAGGGACAGCUGGUCUUGUAUGAUCUUUUCGCACAAACGGAGACGAAUCUUCAUUUUGAAGGGUUUGGGAGAACGUUAAAAGUUGUGGACUACACGCUAGGAUAAUCCCUGAGCACCUCUCCCAUCUGCAUGGUAAAGAUGGAAGCUUUCAUCAAAUUGAAGUCUUUGACUGUUCAUGUAGGAUUGAUUGAAGGCAACAUGGAAGGGCUAGUCCACCCAUCUUAGAAGCAGUUUAUAUUAAGAUUUUGAUGUAGUAAAUGGCAAUGUCUGAACAUUUUAGCUAUGAAUAUCUAUCUUUCUAGUUGCGGGUA